AUGGGCAACAUGAUCUCGAUCAUAUGGCUCAGUGGCACUGUCAUCGCCUUCAGCUACAUUCUCUACCAGCGCUAUUUCGUGACGCUUGCUAGAAUUCCAGGUCCUCUCACGACAAGCUUUGGCAAUUUCUGGAAGUUACGUGCUGCGUACGGUGCGGAUAUGCCCUUGCAGAAUCUCGAUCUUCAUCGCCAAUAUGGGAGCAUAGUGAGGACUGGAUCAUCGACAGUCUCCAUCAGCGACCCAGCAGCGCUGCCAGUUAUUUACGGCUUCAAGACGGUGUAUGACAAGAGUGCCUUCUACGAAUUGGCAGAAGGCUGGUAUCAGGGGAGACCACUGUCAAACAUGAUCACAACUCGAUCGAAAGGUCAUCACACUCAUCUUCGACGUAAUGCAAUGCAUGCAUAUACAAUGGCCACUGCGAUGAGUCUCGAAGACACACUCGAUCCCAGCAUUGAACAGCUCUUACAUUCACUCAAGGAGCAGUGCCGAGAGGGUAAGAAAGCAAUCGAUGUAGCAUCUUGGUUGAUGUACUUCGCUUUCGAUGCAAUUGGAAGACUGAACUUCUCCGAGGAUCUGGGGUAUCUGGCGACAGGCAGCGACAUUGAGGGCCGAAUCACUGGCACUGCACUGGUACUCACAUACCUCUCUGUCGUUGGGCAAGCACCGUGGCUGCAUAAAUUCAUGUUUGGCAGUGCAACUUUGCAACAUCUUUUGAGUCUAGAGCAGGCCAACUCGAUCCAAAAUCUCGCAAUCGACAUGGUCAAGAAACGCAUCGAGAAAGGCGAGCCGAACGAGCCUAAGGACAUUCUUGACUUGAUGCUCAUCAAUGAAGGACCUGAACCUAGCAAGCUAGCUGUCGACGAGAUCAUUGGACUGACCACUACCAAUCUGAUCGCUGCUCCAGGAACCGUGGCUAUCACUCUUCGAGCGCUUCUGUAUCACCUCUGUCGCAACUCGGAUGCUUACAGUUCCCUCCAAAGAGAGAUCGAUUGCGCCUUCGAAAGUGGAGCUCUAUCGAUGCCAGUCAAAUACGAAACAGCAUCGAAGUUGAAAUAUUUGGAAGCUGCAAUUACUGAGGCCCUUCGCAUGCAUCCAACCACUGGCCUUCUGCUGGAACGUGACGUGCCGGCAGGCGGUGCGGAGAUAUGCGGCCACUAUCUGCCUGAAGGUACUGUAGUCGGUAUCAAUGCUUGGAUAAUGAACCGCAACGAGGAUGUCUUCGGUCACGAUAGCGACUCGUUCCGCCCUGAACGCUGGCUGCAAGAUCCAUCCCGCGUCAACGAGAUGCGAAGGUGUCUUCUCUCGUUUGGAGCGGGUCCGAGGACAUGUGCGGGUCGCAAUUUCGCAAUGAUGGAAAUGGUCAAAGUGGUACCGGCCUUGCUGAGGAAAUUUUCGUUUCGCUUGGCUGAUCCAGGUAAAGAGUGGAAAGUCCGAGGACACUGGUUCACGCAUCAGUCUGAGAUGGACAUGUUCGUCACUCCAAGGAAAUAG
Molecule: messenger RNA, 1491 nt
Organism: Cercospora beticola
Lineage: Eukaryota; Fungi; Ascomycota; Dothideomycetes; Mycosphaerellales; Mycosphaerellaceae
Product: cytochrome P450
Molecular function (GO): oxidoreductase activity, acting on paired donors, with incorporation or reduction of molecular oxygen; iron ion binding; heme binding
Source: RefSeq, a predicted model, not a curated record